UGCUGACGCCUGAACCCGGAAGUGCGUCUUCCCUUGGCAGGCGCGCGGGGCCGGCGGCUGCGUUACCGCCGGGCGUUCCGGCGGCGCGGGGAUGGCGGCCGCCGCGGAGCUGCAGGCGAAGUACCAGAAGCUGGCGCAGGAGUACUCCAAGCUUCGAGCUCAAAACCAAGUAUUGAAAAAAGGAGUCGUAGAUGAGCAAGCAAACUCUGCUUCUUUGAAGGAGCAACUAAAAAUGAAGGAUCAGUCGCUGAGAAAACUCCAACAAGAAAUGGACAGCUUGACCUUUCGAAAUCAACAGCUUGCCAAACGGGUGGAGUUACUUCAAGAUGAACUUGCACUAAGUGAAGCUAGAGGCAAGAAGAACAAGAAAAGUGCGGAAUCUUCAUCUCAGUUGAGUCAAGAGCAGAAAAGUGUCUUCAGUGAAGAUCUUCAGAAGAAGAUAGAAGAGAAUGAACGAUUACAUAUACUUUUCUUUGAAGCAGAUGAGCAGCACAAGCGUUUAGAAGCGGAGCUGCGGACUAGACUUGAGGUUCUGGAAACUGAUGCUGCUCAGCAUCAGGCUGUGGUGGACAGUUUAACAAGGAAAUACAUGGAUACCAUAGAAAAGCUGCAGAAUGAUAAAGCCAAAUUAGAAAUCAAGUCUCAGACACUAGAAAGAGAAGCUAAGGACUGUAGGCUUCGAACCGAAGAAUGCCAGCAACAGUUAAAGAAUCUUCAAGCAGCUUUGGGCAGUAGACUGGAAGAAUCUCUAUGCAUAAUCAAUGAAAAAGUACCUUUUAAUGAUACAAGAUCUAAUCGAUACAAUGCUCUGAAUGUACCAUUACACAACAGAAGAUACCAGCUGAAGUUGCGAGACCUUGCUGGCCAGGCCCUGGCUUUUGUUCAGGAAUUCGUAACCGCUCUCUUAAACUUCCAUACAUACACUGAGCAGAAGGUACAGAUUUUUCCCAUUGAUUCUGCAACAGAUACUAUAUCACCAUUAAAUCAGAAGUUUUCACAGUAUCUUCAUGAAAAUGCCUCGUAUGUUCGCCCUCUAGAGGAAGGAAUGCUUCAGUUGUUUGCGAGUAUUACAGAAGACACUGUGACAGUCCUGGAAACAGCUGUGAAAUUGAAGGCCUUCUCAGAACAUUUAGCUUCCUACUUAUAUUUUCAAAGAAAGAUUCUUCCUUACCAGUUAAAAAGUUUGGAAGAAGAGUGUGCGUCUUCUCUUUGCACAGCUGCUUUAAGAGCUAGGAAUAUGGAGCUACACAGAGACAUGAAAAGGUUGACUGCAGUCUUUGAGAAGCUACACACAUACAUUAGUCUUCUCGCAUUACCAAGUACAAAACCAGAAGGACUUCUUAGGACAAAUUACAACUUGGUGUUUGCAAACAUUGCCACGAGUCUUCAUGGAUUUCAUGACAUUUUAAAAGAGAUUUCCAAGCACUACAGUCAGAAAGCUACUUUAGAACAAGACCUUCCAACUGCCACACAGAAACUCAUAACUACAAAUGACUGUAUUUUAUCCUCUCUUGUGGCUUUAAUAAAUGGAGUGGGCAAGAUUGCCUCCUUCUUUAGCAACAACUUGGAUCACUUCACUGCUUCCCUCAGCUAUGGCCCUAAAGGAGGAGCAGAGUUCAUCAACCCUCUUUCAGCUGAGUGUAUGCUGCAGUACAAGAAAAAGGCAGUUGCUUACAUGAAGUCUUUAAAGAAGCCUUGUGCAGAUUCUGUGCCUUAUGAAGAGGCUUUGGCCAAUCGCAGAGUUCUUCUGAGUUCCACAGAAAGUAGAGAAGGUCUUGCACAACAGGUCCAGCAAAGUCUGGAGAAAAUUGCAAAACUUGAACAAGAGAAAGAACACUGGAUGUUAGAGGCUCAGCUAGCUAAAAUAAAGCUAGAGAAAGAAAACCAAAAACCAAAGAAUUCUUUUAGUGGACAUUUAACUGAAAAUACACAAGAGCACUCUAUUUUGCCACAUAUAGCUGAACAAAAGAAGGAAACGACAGAAAAGAGUCCAAGGGAACCUAUUAAAAGUACUAGUCUGGUUGGAAUGUUGAGUAUAACUACUGAUAAUGAAAAGGCUCCAGAUGGUGAGUCUCGUGAAGAUCUGAUAAAAAAUCACUAUAUGGCGAGGAUAGCAGAGCUUACAUCUCACCUGCAGCUUGCUGACAGCAAAUCAGUACACUUCCAUGCUGAGUGUCGAGCACUUGCCAAAAGACUGUCUUUAGCAGAAAAAUCUAAGGAAUCACUUACGGAAGAGCUGAAACUAGCCAGUCAAAACAUCAGCAGAUUACAGGAUGAGCUGAUGACUACAAAGAGAAGUUAUGAGGAUCAGUUAAGUAUGAUGAGUGACCAUCUCUGCAGUAUGAAUGAAACUUUAACUAAACAAAGGGAAGAAAUUGAUACACUAAAGAUGACUAGUAAGGGAAACUCUAAAAAGAACAAAAAUCGAUAGCUUACAGCUAAUCAGCUGUCUUCAGAAGCUGCUGCUGCACAGGAUGCAGUUAAUGAACAUACAUUGUCCAAUUCCUGUUUGUUACAGGAAGGAGAGGUGGUAUUUGGUAUAGUACAAACUGCUUUGGUGCUGUAAAUGGCUUUAAAAUAUUUAGAACUUGUAACAGAUAAACCAGAACUUAAUGUUGUCUGUAAACCAGGAAAUACACACUCUGUGGAUAAUUUAUAUAGUAAUUACCUUCCGUUUUUACUGUGCACUUUUCAAAACUAGGUUUUAAUUUCAUGUAAUAACUUCAGAUUUUGUAUAUUUUCAAAUAUGAUCUGCAUUAACAAGUUUGGAUCAGUGAUGUAGUUGUCUAUGUUUGAGUUACCUGUUAAACUGUCAACAUGUCUACAUUCCUUUACUUGUAACAGCUUAAAAAUUAAUUUUGGGACUUUUUUGGCUGUGAAAGUUGUGCUGUUAAUGUGAAUAUCUUUAUCCUGUUCUCCGAACUUCUGAAUUAAUUGGAAUUGUGGCUUUAAAUUUUUUCUAUAAAUUCACACAAUAAAUGGGAUCACUAUUUCAUUGUAGAUUGCAA
Calypte anna (Anna's hummingbird) is the source of this 3008-nucleotide messenger RNA. It is a transcript of the gene PPP1R21, whose product is annotated as protein phosphatase 1 regulatory subunit 21. The record is from RefSeq and is a predicted model, not a curated record. Bases 92 to 2431 code for a protein of 779 amino acids. The transcript is spliced from 22 exons. Gene Ontology annotation, cellular component: early endosome; membrane. NCBI's taxonomy places the organism in Eukaryota, Metazoa, Chordata, Aves, Apodiformes, Trochilidae.